GAAAUGUAUGCUUUCCCUUCAAAAUAUACCUGAAAUUGGCGUUAUUGUUUCCGUGGCUUUUAAUACGCCAAUUGUUUUAUUUUGAAAGCGCCAAAAUGGGAUGUAGGACUUUACGUAAUGACAUCAUCUCUGAAGGCCCUCCUUGUUAGCUGUGACUCGAAGGUUUUUAUUAUUUUCCAUCAGCUUCAUCGGCUAAAGCAGAAACAUUCAACACGGAGGCUACAUUAUGGAAAAUAAUCUCACACGAUAUAAUGUGCAGUUGUAUAUUUAUGAUUUGUCAAGGGGAAUGGCGCGCAACCUCAGUCCGAUCAUGCUGGGAAAACAACUGGACGGUAUAUGGCACACAGCCAUAGUGGCAUACGGGGAUGAGUUCUUUUUUGGAGGGGAAGGAAUCUCCAGCUGUUCGCCUGGUGGAACAAUGCUGGGACCUCCAGACACAGUUGUGGAACUUGGCGAGACCGAAGUCUCGGAGGAGAUCUUCAUGGAAUACCUCUCGUCUUUGGGAGAAAGCACUUACAGAGGUGACAGGUAUCGCCUGUUUGAGCACAACUGCAACACCUUCAGCAACGAGGUCGCUCAGUUCCUGACGGGAACGCCCAUCCCCUCGUACAUCACUGACCUCCCGUCUGAAAUCCUCGCCACACCAUUUGGCCAGAUAUUGCGGCCCAUCUUGGACAACAUCCACAUCGCCCCCCCAGGAGGCAACGUCAUCAACGGAGGGAGAAACCUCUAAACACACUCGGCUCAGUACCACUGGAGUCUCAUCUCAACAUCUUUAACUCCUACAUUUGAUGCCAUACGUCUUGGGAAGAUGAGACAACAUUACGCCCUUUAACCACUAUAUAUAUAUAUAUAUAUAUAUAUAUAUAUAUAUAUAUAU
Messenger RNA from Nerophis lumbriciformis (worm pipefish), 880 nucleotides. RefSeq names its product desumoylating isopeptidase 1-like. Gene Ontology annotation, molecular function: peptidase activity. The record is from RefSeq and is a predicted model, not a curated record. Lineage: Eukaryota; Metazoa; Chordata; Actinopteri; Syngnathiformes; Syngnathidae. Gene Ontology annotation, biological process: protein modification by small protein removal.